Messenger RNA from Spodoptera littoralis (African cotton leafworm), 195 nucleotides. Lineage: Eukaryota; Metazoa; Arthropoda; Insecta; Lepidoptera; Noctuidae. The record is from the annotation of a GenBank genome assembly.
AUGAUUCACAAUAAUCCAACGCUAAACAAAACGCAGAAAAUGAAGUUCCUUAAAUGUAAAUUGUGCGUGAAAGUUGAAGCGGAAAAGUUGAUCAAACAUCUCCCUGUGAGCGCCGAGAAUUACGAUCCGUGCUUGGAUAUCAUCAACUACAAUCGGCUACUUUUUAUUUCAUACAUCGACACCUUUCUCAAUUAA